AGUUUUCACUUUGUCUUCUUUCCAUGUUCCAAAACUCGAAAUCGCCAUCGCCGCUGUUCUCUUUCUCUCUCCCUUCUUUUCUUUUUGUGAUAAACAUCUCUCUCCCUUCUUCUUCUUCUUCUUCUUCUUCUUCUUCGGUCUUCUGUGUCUCACCUUAUUGUCUGUCCUCACGGUAACCUGCGAGCUGUGGGUCAUCUCUCCUUCUCUCCCUCCUCUUUCUCCUCCUCCUUCUCCUCCUCCUUCUCCUCCUUUUCCCAUUCCGUUAUUGUGUCUCCACCGUCAAAUGCCCUGUUUAACCACCCAAGCUUGCGAUAUCCACGCCAAGUGAAGGUCAGCGGUUACCCUGGGCUUCUGUGUCUCACUCGUUGCAGUGUAAAGAGGCUACUCUUUCCAUUCGUGGAGGCUAGCUUGGGUAUCUCACUAAAGUGAAAGAUGCUGCCGCAGAAGGUAAAGAAGGCUAUUACUGAGAACCCAAGGAAACUUGCGAAUCUGAUUGAUCUUGUUAAUUUACCCUCAACACUCCGGGAGUUUGUUGGCCGGUCUCAGAUUUCUCGAUUGGGUUGUUUUAUACAUGUCUGGUCCUACAUAAAAAAGAAUAAUCUCCAGGAUCCAAACAACAAGAACUUAGUUAACUGUGAUGAAAAAUUGAGGAGUAUAUUAUUGGGCAAGUCCCAGGUUGAAUUGGCUGAACUCCCUAUGUUGAUCAAGCUCCAUUUCCCCAAAGAGCCAAAGUAGGGUUGCACUGCUUGAUGUUAACGAAGCUGAUUUUCUCUAGAUGUCACCCACUCCCGUAUGAUUCAACUCUGGAAAUACUUUCUGCACGUCUGUAUAUUAUUGUAGUCCUAAUAAGGAAUGAGAAAGUUCUUUCUGUGAUUUUUUUUUUUGUAAAUUUAAAGAUCAGCAUGUGAAUCUUGGUAGAAUUUUACUGUUAAUUACAGGUUUCAUCGACUUUGGAUUAACAAUCUUUUCAUUGUGUGAAAUUUCUUCGCCCUGUAGAUAAGGAAUUCCAUAAUGUUUAUUAUGCUCUA
Messenger RNA from Nelumbo nucifera (sacred lotus), 1028 nucleotides. Its product is annotated as SWIB/MDM2 domain superfamily protein. The record is from RefSeq and is a predicted model, not a curated record. NCBI's taxonomy places the organism in Eukaryota, Viridiplantae, Streptophyta, Magnoliopsida, Proteales, Nelumbonaceae.